AUGGUUAGGUACAUCACAGUUUCUACUUGUAACCUUAAUCAAUGGGCACUUGAUUUUGAAGGUAAUAGAGAUCGUAUCAUACAAAGUAUUCACGAAGCCAAAGCCCAUGGAUCACAAUUGAGAGUGGGACCUGAAUUGGAAAUCACUGGUUAUGGCUGUUUGGACCAUUUUUUAGAAAAUGAUACCUAUCAACAUUCUUGGGAGAUUUAUAGUCAAAUUUUAAGUGACCAAUCAACUCAUGGUUUGAUUUUAGAUAUAGGUAUGCCUAUAAUUCACAAAUCUGUCAAAUAUAACUGUCGAUUGAUCUCAUAUAAUGGGAAAAUUUUAUUGAUAAGACCUAAAUUAUAUCUUGCCAAUGACGGGAAUUAUAGAGAAAUGAGACAUUUCACCCCUUGGAAGAAGCCAAAGUACUAUGAAGAUUUUACCUUACCUUCAGAGAUUCACAAAGUAAGCGGUCAAAAGUCAGUCAGAUUUGGUGAUUGUUUGAUUUCCACUAAUGAAACCAAAUUGGGUGCUGAAACUUGUGAAGAAUUAUUCACCCCUAACUCUCCACACAUUGCCAUGGCACUUGACGGAGCCGAGAUAUUCACCAAUUCUUCAGGUUCACACCAUGAAUUGAGAAAGUUGGACACUAGAAUGGGCCUUAUAAUGGAAGCUACCAAGAAGUGUGGAGGUGUUUAUUUGUAUGCCAAUCAAAGAGGUUGUGACGGUGAUAGGUUAUACUAUGAUGGGUGUGCAAGUAUCAUAAUGAAUGGGGAGAUGUUGGCUCAAGGGUCGCAAUUCAGUCUCAAAGAUGUUGAAGUUAUAACUGCUACUGUUGAUUUAGAUGACGUUACAGCUUAUAGAAAUGUCAAGUCAGCUUCAUAUCAAACUUCCACAGAACCUUAUCAUACCAUCGAGUCAGGUAUCCACUUAUCCCUUGGGUCAGAUAUGGAUCCUCUUGUUGUCCCUACUAAACCGAUAGAUGUCAGAUAUCAUUUACCUGAAGAAGAGAUUGCCUUAGGCCCUGCUUGUUGGUUAUGGGAUUAUUUGCGUAGAUCAAAAACCGCAGGAUUCUUUUUACCUUUAUCAGGGGGUAUUGAUUCGUGUGCUACUGCUACAAUCGUCCAUUCAAUGUGUAGAUUGGUUUUAGAAGCCGUUCAAAGUGGUGACAAGGUGGUAAUCGCUGACGUUCAAGCUCUAGUUCAUGAACCAGGAUUUAUCCCUAAAACCACUCAAGAUAUUGCUGGAAAAAUAUUCUACACCAGUUUCAUGGGUACAGAAAACAGUUCCAAAGAAACUAGAUCAAGAGCUAAAGAAUUGAGUGAAGUCAUUGGUAGUUAUCACGUUGAUUUGAAUAUGGAUAAUUUAGUGAGUGCUGUGGUGACUUUAUUUGAAGUUAGUACAGGUAAGAGACCUAUUUUCAAGAUCUUUGGGGGUUCCCAAACCGAAAAUUUGGCGUUACAAAACAUUCAAGCUAGAUUGAGAAUGGUUUUAGCUUAUUUAUUUGCUCAAUUAUUACCUUGGACUAGAUCUAAAGCUGGUGGAUUAUUAGUAUUAGGUUCAGCUAAUGUUGAUGAAUGUCUUAGGGGAUAUUUGACUAAAUAUGAUUGUUCAAGUGCCGAUAUUAAUCCUAUUGGAGGAAUUUCCAAAACAGAUUUGAAGAAAUUCAUUCAUUGGGCCACUUCUUCCUUCGAUAUGCCAAUCUUAGAUGAUUUUUUGACUGCCACACCUACAGCCGAAUUAGAACCUAUUACUAAAGAUUAUGUUCAAAGUGACGAAAUCGAUAUGGGAAUGACAUACGAUGAAUUGUCAAGAUUCGGAAAAUUGAGAAAGGUUGAUAAAUGUGGUCCAUAUUCGAUGUUUAUUAAAUUGUAUCAUGAAUGGUCUAGACCUCCAUUGAAUCUUACAGCUGAAGAAGUAGCCACUAAAGUUAUGAAAUUUUGGUGGUAUUAUGCCGUAAACCGUCAUAAAAUGACCACCAUGACUCCUUCAUACCACGCCGAACAAUACAGUCCAGAUGACAAUAGAUUUGACUUAAGACCUUUCUUGAUUAAUCCUUCAUUCCAAUACGGUAGAAAGAAAGUUUACGAAUUAGUUGAAAAAAUCAAAGUGAGAGAAGAGGAGAUUAAGAAAGUUACCUUGAGCGUUGAUUAA
Messenger RNA from Yamadazyma jaroonii, 2136 nucleotides. Lineage: Eukaryota; Fungi; Ascomycota; Pichiomycetes; Serinales; Debaryomycetaceae. The record is from the annotation of a GenBank genome assembly.